CUCGCCAAUUAAUAUGGUCGCCGUUAGUAGUGUUUUAUUGGUUUUUGGACUGGUAACUGGCCUACAGUUUGUGAACACAGAUGUAUUGCAUGAAAAUGAGCUAGGACGAAUACUGACUCCACUGGGAGCCAAUUUCUUCGAUUACUUUCACAAAGAAAGCCUUCAUAGGGUUUCUAGUAAAAUGAAUACGGAGUGUUUGACGGACAUGGCUGAAGUUGCGAAUGGUAUCUCUUCCCAAAAGGUUUGGGCUUUAAAAAUGAUUGACUCGUGGGGAUUUAUCCCCUCUGGAAUUUUUACUGGAGAAACCUUUGAUUUGGGUAAUUUCGAUGAAUGCCUUUCUAUCGCGCGGGUCACAGAGGCCAAUCGAAAAAUUAGAGGAAAGUACUGCUUUCUUAUUGCCAAAAGUAUCAAGAUUGCAACGUGCUUUCCGGUUUCAUGUUUUGCUGACGACAUGACUCCUCUUUUGAAUAAUAUUAUUCAAAACAAAUUGAACACCAACAUCAGUAUUAAAAUCAGUGAAACCAGUUGCCAGACUAACGAUAGAGAGCCCUGGAAUGUCCUGACUGUUUUUACAAUAGUAAUACUGUCAGUACUGAGCAUAAUUGCGACUCUUGCAACGCUUUAUGAUUACUUUUUCUGCGAGGAUCAAAGUGGAAUUCCAAUCAUUGUUAAGUCAUUUUCGGCUAGAGCCAACUCCCGAGUACUUUUCCGGAUCGUGGAUAACAAAUCUAAUCCAAAUGUGAUUGAGUGCCUUCAUGGCAUCCGCUGCAUGUCACUUAUAUGGGUGAUUUUCUCCCAUGAAUUCAUUUUUGCUACCACAUCCCCAAACUUAAAUAUGGCAGAUCUUUUAAAGUGGGCUCAAAAGCCACUUGCCAGUUUUGUGUUAGAUGGAUACUUUUCGGUGGACUCAUUCUUCGUCCUCGGCGGCUUACUGGUAUCUAUGAUUGUGUUGCGGACUAUGGAGAAGUCUAAGGGAAAACUAAAUCCCUUUAUGAUGUAUUUGCAUCGCAUCAUCCGCAUCCUGCCUGUCGUAGCCAUGGCCAUACUCAUUUACAUGACGAUGAUGCCAGUUGUGAGUGGAGGACCCAUGUUCAAAGGUGGAUACCAUGGAACCCACUUCUGUGCAAGAAACUGGUACUGGACCUUGCUUUUCGUCCAAAACUAUGCAGUCCUUAACAUUUGCCUUGACCACACCUGGUAUCUGGCGGUGGAUAUGCAAUUAUACAUAAUAUCUCCGAUCCUCCUGAUCGCGAUCUACAAAUGGGGAAAGAAGGCUGCUGCUGGAAUUUGUGUAUUAAUAGUCCUACUUUCGGGAUGCCUCUUUGCCACUCAAAUGGUUAAUAAUUAUUCCCUGCUUAUUAGGAACGACGAUGAUGACGGCGUGGCCAAUAAGAAGUUGUACCUUGCCACACACAACCAUGCGGCGCCUUGGUUAAUUGGGUUUCUUUUUGGAUACUUCUUGCAUCUGAAUCGAGGCAAAAAGUUCGAGCUCAGUAAGCUUACUGUGUGGUCCGGAUGGAUUCUAAGCCUGGCCAUGUUAUUCACUUCGAUCUUCGCCCUCUACCCAGCUGGAAAAUUUGACUCUCCACCCAUUUCUGUUUUGGCGGAAUCGUGCUACUACACCCUCACCAGACUUGCUUGGCCUUUAGCCAUUUGCUGGAUCAUAUUUGCCUGCACCCAAGGAUAUGGGGGCCUGGCCAAUAGUUUCCUUUCCUCCCCGCUUUGGCAGCCUUUUUCAAGGCUCUCUUAUUCGAUGUAUGUCUGGCACAUGCUUGUCCAGGAAGUGAAUUCCAGAAAUGUUCGAACAACCACAUACUUCUCCGCCUACCAAAUGAUGCUUAGAUUCUGGCGAGACUUUGGCAAUACUCUGCUAAUGUCGUAUGUUUUGUAUCUUAUUAUUGAAGCACCUCUUAGUGGAUUUGAUAGUCUUUUACGGAGACGCAGAGAAUCUCCACCGCCAAGUAACCUCAAACUAAUAGCAGAUCAAAGUGAAGAAACUGAAAACCAAAAACCAGAAAUAGAAAAUUUGGCAGUAACUCAGAAUAGGAUGAAUUCUUAAUUAAAAUUGUUUAUCAUAUCUAUCCGAUAUUCUCUAUUAAUUCAUAAUUAGAAGAUCAAUAUCACAUGCGAUAGGAUAAGAUAAUAGAUUAGAUUGAAAUGAAAUCCACGUAUAGAAACGUAAUACGGUCUUUUCGAUUAUUGUAAUUGAACGGAAAAUAAUUGAUUGUUUUUGAUAAAUAUUUAAUUAAAAUUUAAAUUGAUAAAACUGACAUAAAAGGCGAUAUAUAGUUUACUUUUAGAACUUUGCUGUUAUAACUACCAACUUAUUUCGGAAUAUUGGGAUUUAUUUUUUUGCUGCUGAGUGCGCCCAAUUUUGUUAGUAACAUGAUAACUAAAUAAUAAUUUAUUUUAUAAAUAAUGGUAAUUUAUAAAAUUAUUCCCCCAAUAAAAUCUAAGAGUGGCCUCAUAAAUAAAUAAUAAACCCCUGAUGAGAUUAUGAAUUCAAAUCGUAUGGUCUAAUCCUUUUAGAACCACUUCGGAAUUGGGACACUACACGCGCUAAUAAAAAUUAAUCUUACACCAUGGGCCAAAAUAGGAU
Drosophila ananassae is the source of this 2599-nucleotide messenger RNA. RefSeq names its product nose resistant to fluoxetine protein 6. Gene Ontology annotation, molecular function: acyltransferase activity, transferring groups other than amino-acyl groups. The transcript is spliced from 9 exons. The record is from RefSeq and is a predicted model, not a curated record. Lineage: Eukaryota; Metazoa; Arthropoda; Insecta; Diptera; Drosophilidae. The coding region runs from base 14 to 2059 and encodes 681 amino acids.